AGACAGGUCCUCUCACAGCAGGGGUUGAAUUGAGUUUCACACUAGGCGACGGCCCUCUCAACUCUAUCUCAACUCUGCUGUUGGUACACACUCAGUUAACUGACUUAAUGCCACUCAAAAGCGGAUAAACAGGCUUACAGGUCAGGGUGCGUUAAUGAGAGGACCACGGUGUUCUCCGCUGAGGCUGACAAAGACCAGGUGGAGGUGAGGAGUCACAAAGGGGAAAGGUAGCCAAGUGGAGAUGUUCUCUGUAGCUGUGUAAUACUUAAGGCCAAGGCCCAUCUCAUCUGUGACUACCAGCCGCUCUGCCACACUGAGGCCUCACAAGCAGAGGUCCUCCUCCUAUGGCCAGGGUACCAUGGGUGGUGUCUGUACUGUUACUUCUGAUGCUCCGCCCUCCAAUGGCGUCCACAGCCCCUGCCCGGCACCUGUGUGGCUCUCACCUGGUGGACGCCCUCUACUUUGUGUGUGGAGAGCGGGGCUUUUUCUACAGUCGAAACAGACCCUACAAGCGGGAUCUAGAUCAUUUGCUUGGGUACCUGUCUAAAAGGGCCAGACAGGAACAGCGGCUGAUGAAGGCUCACAACGAGCCCAAGGUGAAAAGAGGCAUCGUGGAGCAGUGCUGCCAUAAGCCGUGCAGCGUUUACCACCUCGAGGGAUACUGCGACUGAACACGUCACUUCACAGCCAGGAUCACGCAUGUAAAAGUCGACUUCUAAACCAGCUGCGCUGGUUCUGUCUGAUCAACUGAAGGAAAUAAAGCCUCAUCACCCAUAACCCACGGCUCCUUUGUGCAAAGAUGUGAUGGUUUUCUUGUCUUUGUACCUGGUAUGAAGUGUGCAUGAACAUGGCCUUUUGGUGCGCUCCAAAUUGUGACCACAGUCCUAGAGUGCUCCCUACUGGCCAUGGACAGACAUAGCC
Messenger RNA from Cheilinus undulatus (humphead wrasse), 921 nucleotides. RefSeq names its product preproinsulin b (gene insb). The record is from RefSeq and is a predicted model, not a curated record. The coding region runs from base 345 to 671 and encodes 108 amino acids. Lineage: Eukaryota; Metazoa; Chordata; Actinopteri; Labriformes; Labridae. The transcript is spliced from 3 exons. Gene Ontology annotation, cellular component: extracellular region. Gene Ontology annotation, molecular function: hormone activity.